Molecule: messenger RNA, 869 nt
Organism: Hibiscus syriacus
Lineage: Eukaryota; Viridiplantae; Streptophyta; Magnoliopsida; Malvales; Malvaceae
Product: 3-oxoacyl-[acyl-carrier-protein] synthase III, chloroplastic-like
Exons: 3
Coding region: 183-635 (150 amino acids)
Cellular component (GO): chloroplast
Molecular function (GO): acyltransferase activity
Source: RefSeq, a predicted model, not a curated record
GAUUUUGGUUGGCAAAAUCGCCCAACUUUUUUUUUUGUACUUUUCUUUCCGUCUUCGUCCCCUCCAAAGAUUUUGCAUAAACUCAUUGAUUCUCUCUCUGUCUUCCAUUUUCUGUUCUUUCGUUUCACAUUCUAAAGAUUCUAACUUGCCUUUUUUGGGCAAAAUAAAGUUUCGAAAUUUAUAUGGCCAAUGCAUCUGGGUUUUUCACGCCUUCGGUGCCGAAGCUGAGGACGAAGGUUCAGCCUUCAAUCGGCAUUUCUGGAUCUGGGUUUGGCUUCUCUAGGAGAGUAGUGUGCUCAAGUGCCAUUGAAGGUGCAGAGAAGCAUGUUUCCCCUUUAGAAUCUCGAGUCCCCAAGCUUGUGAGUAAGGGCUGCAAGUUAGUUGGCUGUGGGUCAGCAGUGCUAUCUCUUUCGGUUUCCAACGAUGAUCUUUCGAAAAUAGUUGAUACUAAUGAUGAAUGGAUCUCUGUCCGCACUGGAAUACGAAAUCGACGGGUAAUUUCAGGUCAGUCUUGUUUCAUCCAGUGUGGACUGGUUAUUACUCCAUCAGGCAAACCAAAGGAUCAUCGAUGCAGUCGCGGCACGGUUAGAGUUCCCGCAGGAAAAAGUGAUAUCGAACCUGGCAAACUACGGUAACACGAGCGCCGCGUCGAUUCCUUUGGCGUUGGACGAAGCCGUCCGGAGCGGAAAUGUGAAGUCGGGGCAUACGAUCGCAACCGCGGGCUUCGCCCCAGGUCUAACUUGGGGUUCGGCAGUUAUUAGGUGGGGAUGAAAGAGGACCCUGCAGCCAAAUUAACCAUGUCUGAAAAGAACAGAAGCAUUCUCAUGAAGAAGAGCUCUGUCCAGUCCCGACAUUCUGAUCCAAAAAUA